Molecule: messenger RNA, 3369 nt
Organism: Nematolebias whitei (Rio pearlfish)
Lineage: Eukaryota; Metazoa; Chordata; Actinopteri; Cyprinodontiformes; Rivulidae
Gene: ppp1r15b
Exons: 2
Coding region: 546-2384 (612 amino acids)
Biological process (GO): response to endoplasmic reticulum stress
Cellular component (GO): protein phosphatase type 1 complex; endoplasmic reticulum
Molecular function (GO): protein phosphatase regulator activity
Source: RefSeq, a predicted model, not a curated record
CCGCUCCUGCCGCGCUCAUGCGCUUACCGGAAAAGGAGUUGUUGCUGUCACCGGGCUUGCUGAUGAAAUCUCCCACCGGAGCCACAACGGGGCGACGCGGCGGCUGAACGUCCAGUGUUAACGGUACUGUGCAGUAUUACCGGUGGGAGGAUAAAACAUCCAUCAGAGCGGGUUAGCACCGAGUUUUUGGGUUAAUCGUCACGGGGGUAACUGUCUGUUAGCUGGCUGUGCUAAGCUAACAUGCUAGUUAGGCCUCUCGCCGCGUCACGGACAGAAAACCCGGACAGGAUGGCUCUUCUCUCCUCGUCGUUCCGAUAUCAUCUGUCCUCGUUUCAUGGCUCCAGAAUGUUUUGUUCGGUUCUGUUCUCUAGCUCCGGUACCACCCGGAAGAAGUCAAAUCACCACUCUCAACGAAAAGUUCCCGGCUCCGGUUUUGUGGACGGUGUUUCUUGGCUCCCGUGCGCCGUUCGUCAGUGAGGUUUGACAGCUGUCAGACUAGCCGCCACCUCCGUGGCUGUUCCUGGGAAUAUUCUACAAUCUGCUUUAUGUUUGAUAAAAUGUUCAGGAGUAGAAACAAUGAGGGACGUUUCUCUGACGGGCAGAGCCCAUCCUCUUCAGACCGGCCCGCGGUGACCUCGGCCGGCCUGGGCAGCCAGGAAAGCUCGUGGAUCGGCCUACUGUCCAGGCCCGCGCUGUCGCUGCUGCGGAGGCUGCGGCUGUGGAGCGCGGCUCCGGCGGAGCUCAGCAGCGGCUUCACCGGUGACGAAAACGAGUUUUUAAGAGAAUUAAACGCAUUUAUACCGCUUACACUCCCCGGUCCUGCUCACCUGACCUACCAGCGGUGUCAGCACCACGGAACCACUGGCCUUCUGGAACCGGGCGCCGGCGACUCUGUGCCCUGGCUGACCGCUGUGUCUCUCGGGGACGAUGGGACUCGGAGCCCCGGAGACACGGAGCUCAGACAGCAGACACAGGCCGGAUAUUUGUCUUCUGUCAGGACGGUGGUGAACCAGGUUCUGUUGAACCCCCAGGAGCUGCAGCCCGCGGGAGGGUGGGCGUCGGUGAGCCCCCCGGUGAGGAGAGGCUCUGCAGGUAAAGGUGGGCCAUGGUGGGGCAGCCUUCUGUGGGAGGAGGAGAGCUCACUGUGGGGGCUGCAGUCAGAGCUGUCCCAGCCUGAGUGGGGGACAGACACAGACCGGCUUUGUCCUCAAGCUGCAGCCGGGACAAAGGCCCCCACAGCUGAAACAAGUCCUGUGUUGGAGUGGAUGCUGGGAGAAAACACUGGACCCCCCAACAACAAGAGCCUUCACACAGUCCAGAACAUGGGGGGGUGCACAGUGGAUCGACAGGACCUGGGGUACUCUAGUCUGGAGGAAGAGAUGUCCCAGAGGGGCCUUCUGUCCCAGGUGAGGGUCCCCUGUGAGGAGCAGAGUCAGCAAGACCCCCACACACCUGAGAUGGAGGAUGGACAAACAGGCCCAGAGGAGGAUCAGUGUGGGGGGGCCACAGUCCUCCCUCCCCUCCAGUGUCAGAACAAGACCAUCGCUUUCAUCAUGGGGUGUCCCUGCAGUGAUGACAGCCAAUCAGAGUCCACCGAUGAUGAUGAUGAUGAUGGAUUCAACAGUGAGGGCUCCUCUGAAGACGAGGAUGAUGAAGAUGAGGAGGACUCAGACUCUGACAGUGAAUCGGACUCUGAGUCGGAGCGGCUCUGGACCUCUCUGUGCCAAACUGUGGAUCCAUACAACCCCCAGAACUUCACAGCCCGCCUACAGACCAGCAGAACCUCACCUCAGACCACCCCCACCCCUUCUCCUCAGCCCUCUCCCUCCCCUCCCUCUGUACAGGACGUGUGGGACGACUCAACAUCAGCCAGCGAGGUGGACGAAGCGGAAAGUCUCCGUCUCUUGAGCUCCUUCAGCUGCUCCUCCGACCCCUACAGCCCCUUGAACUUCCAGGGCCCGCUCAGGACUCAUGGGCCCCCAAGGCCCCUUGCCAAAACCAAGGUCGUAAGCAACACAGCCCCCCAGGCUUCAGUCUACAACCUAACAUCUGCACCUGAGUACAAGAAGGACGAGGCAGCAGACGACAGGCUGGACAGUGGCUUCUCUGAGGCCCCGCCCCCUUCCUCCUGCUCCGCCUCCACAGCCCAGAGCUGCAGGAAGUUCAAGAAGGUCCGGUUCUGUGACGAUGUGGACGAGUUCUUCGCCAGCUGUGGGGAGGAGGAGGAGGAGGAGGAGGACCGGCGGGGCCCAUGGGAGGAACUGGCUCGGGACCGCUGCCGGUUCUUGCGGCGCUGUGAGGAGGUGGAGCAGAGCAUCGGGUACUGCCUGCAGCCGCAGCACCGACGCUUGAUCCUUCAGAAGCUCGGCGUCCCCGACACCUGAGGACAUCUCUUACAGGUGGACAGACUGAGAAGACGGUCUGGACUGUGCUUCAGACCCUGUAACUGAGGUUCUUGUUGAAUCUCCCACUGUUUGUCCAACACAGGAACCAUAAGGUCCUGAUGGUUCUGAUCCAUAAGUCAGUCUGUUUGUCCAACUAGCUGUUGUCCACGUCUUGUCCAACAUCAGGGGACGUCUCAUGUCCUCAAAAGAUUUAUUUUAAAUAUUUAAAGACCUGCUUCAAAGGGAUAAAAACUGUGACUGUCUUACUGGUUCUACAGAACUCCCUGGUUCUGUCAGGAAACCAGUGAGCAGGUGUGUUAACAAGCUCGUUAGGAGUGGGCGGAGUCAAUGUUUCUGUUCCAUUAAAGCCAAAGAUGACAGGAGUUCUGUUAAUGAAGGAAAGAAUCCUGAGGUUCAGAAAAUCAGGAUUCAGCUGCUGAUCCGGAUCACUGUGGUUCUGUUGAUCCUCUGUGGUUCUGAACGGAGGGAGGGGCCGGGGCCAGAAGAGCUGUGAGUAAGAUGCGUUCAGGUGUUCAACACCACAGCUAUUCAUUCAGUGUUUGACUCCGACCCGUAGAAUGUUGUUGAACUUUAUAAACUGUGGAUCAGAAGUGUGAGACCCGGUGAUCCCGGGUGUUCUGAUCCGUACCUGCAGUGAUUACUGACGCCGGAUUGGCUGAUUGAAGACAAACUCUCAGGCUCUGGUUUCUAAAAGAAUCUUUAGUAAAACCUGAGAGGACAUGGAGGCCACCUGGACAGGUGGGGGUCACCUGCUGAGGUCACGUGACCUCACGGUCCGUCCCCUCAUAAGGAACAGUGUUUCAGGACUGAGAAUAAACGUCAGAGUGAACCGUCUCAGUUUUAACAGGAUCUUUGGUGAUAUUUUAAAUGAAAGUUUUUAUUUUUCUAACUGAGUGUUUGAUUGGUGUUCACCUGUUCUUCACCUGCUCACAGACUGAUGAUGAAAUAAACCUGGAUCUGAUCA